This is a messenger RNA of Ostrea edulis (European flat oyster), 3823 nucleotides long. RefSeq lists its product as uncharacterized. NCBI's taxonomy places the organism in Eukaryota, Metazoa, Mollusca, Bivalvia, Ostreida, Ostreidae. The transcript is spliced from 21 exons. Bases 2033 to 3727 code for a protein of 564 amino acids. The record is from RefSeq and is a predicted model, not a curated record.
CGUUUUCGUGAAUAUUUUUUAUUAAAACAAUUCGAACAUCUAUCUGAGUCGUUUAGCCCUGUAUGAUUUCUUAGAUAUUCAUAAUAUUAUGUAUCAAAUCACAGCGAAAUUUGGACUCUAAUCAUCCUGGAAUAAAUCACAAAAAAUUAAUACAGCCUAAAAUAUUUGAGAGCUUUUAUCACUUUUUCGAUGGUGAAAUCUUACUUCUUAAGAGUUGUUUUAACGAGCCAUUCGAUAAAAAAUUAGUGUAGUGAGCUACCUUAACCUAAUAAAUGUAUAUCUGGAAUACAUUGUGUUUUAUUCAUUAUUUUAUGAGUUGUUUUGAAUUACGGUUUAGUAGUACCCGUUAAAAACGGUAGUAUAGAAUAUCACAAAUCGUACACAAGUUGCAGGUUGUAAAUUUAUACAUUGACUAUGAAACUAUAAUUGUUUAUUUGCAUAAAGAAAGCCAGCUAAUGUUUAGAAUGAUUGAAAAUGGUGCGGUAAAGAGAAUCAUUGCGCCCAAGUUUCUAUAAGGAACCCCCCCCCCCCCCAACCCCCCAUGUUAAAUAAGUCGGAGAGGCUACAUUAUUAGCGUUGAAAGUGACGGCAAAAUUGUUUAAAAAUAUAUUUCUUGAAUAAUAAGAAGAAGAAAUGUGGUGAGUAAAGUUAACAAAGAAUUGAAAUUGAAUUGACGGUAAAUCAUCAAAAUACUGUUGUAAUUUCACUGAAAUACAUAAGAUGCGAACAUUGAACUUAAGUUUUGGUGACAAAAUGCCAGUUAAAAAGUAAUAGUAAUGAAAACAAGUUUUACACAUAUGAUCCAGAGUAUUGAAGAAAGGUGUGAAACUGGGAUAUAUCUAUGCUGUCACAUACCACAGGAAAUUGUUAUCAUAACAGUAUAGAGGACCGUGUAUUGUACCUGUACACCAUAGCAUAGGGCCUACUUAUAAGAAACCAUAGACACCAUGUGCUACUUGUAGCUAUUGGGAUUUGUGGAUUCAGUAAUAGUUAUCCGCUCUGAUACUAGUUCUAGUACAAGCAUAGCAUACCAACAAGAAACCUAUUAUUACAUGUUAAUAUUCUUCGCUACCCUCUAAACAUGAUUUAAAUCUAUAUCACUGAUUAUAUUACGAAAAUAACGACAUUUUAAGCCUUACCUUUGAAUUUUCUUUCCAAAAUUGCUGGAAUUCUAAUGGUCACAGUCUUUUCCUUUUCAACAAACUUCAAAUUCUCUUCCAAAAAUUUGCUGAUUCUUACAGUCACAAUCUAUUCCCUUCUGCCUCUAUACAAAUACUGUUGUCGCUGUUCUUUGAACUGUUCCCGUGGUAGCGACUAUGUCUGUAACCGCUACGUUGUGUAUUAUACACAAUCAUGGGCACACAGGCGGGAAGCACCUCAGAUCUUUUCUGUAGAUCUGGGUACUUUUCGUAAACAAGUCUGUGUAUAAUACUUUUCGGACAUUUUCAAAGAUCAGAAGAUUCGAAAGAGCCAAUCUCAGCGCAGGAUAUGAAAGACAAAUGAGUAAGUGAUGUUUGAAUAAAGGCACCGUAUUCAUAUAUCUUUAUGUAUUUGCCUCAACUGAUUUCUCCUCUCGGUACUUCAAGGAAGUCUAAAAAGUAUCCAAUAUAAAGUAGAUCCAUUGCUGUUAUAUGAUAUCAUGGCACCAACUAUGGUUUCAAACUCAUCUUUCAAUUUAAUGACUGCACUUUUCUUAAAAUAUCGGACAGUCAAGGUCAACAUAAAACAAAUCAUACAUUUUCGCAAAACCGAAUAAUAAAAAAGAUUAAAACUUUUUGAUAUAACAAUUUCCAUGUCAACAGUUUAGAAAAACUUCUAAUUUAUAAAUGUGUAUAAAUUAAUUGUAGAUUUUAGGGAAAGGAUGGUAUAAUAGUCAUACAGUUUCUGUAAGGAAAAUAUAAUACUUUUCACUAUCAAUAGUGUGUUUAUUAUUUUUUUUAAGUGAAUAAAAUUUUCUGAAAGAUACAUUUCUAUCAUGCGCAAAGUUUAAUUGGAUGAAAAAAUUUUAUUUUGCAAAAACCCAUGACAUCACAUGAGGAUCGAUCUACAUGAUAGCACAUGCUCAAGCGAAACAAAGCGUUGCUUAACCAUGGCCGGUUGGACUUUGAGUUUGAAGAGGGGAAAUGUUGUCUUCCAGACAUCAAGUGGCAAUUCUUCAACAGUCAGAGAAGUAGUCUGUGGUAAAGAGGAUGAAAACUUAAAGAUUACUAUGAUUCACACAGAUUAUGAAGAAAUGGUAGUCCAUGUUUCAGCAUUAGCUUUCUAUGCCACAGACAACAUGUUCAAGUCAUUGCACGGCCUUAAUAAUGUGGAUUUUGCCAAGGAAUUUGCCAACAUAGCACAACUCAACGGACUUAAACUCAGUAGAACAUCAGUUUCAGAUGCCACACCCACUCGUGUUAAGUCCAAUUUCACGCAUGCCGUCAGUUUCCGAGAGGAAGUGCAGAUACUGAGAAACUUGCACCCAGAGAAGGAUGUGCUGAAAGAAGAUGAGAUGCUGAAUACCGCCCACAAGAUGUGGAGGAGGAAUUCUGAGGAGCAUUUCGAAAUGAAAGCGGGAUCCAUCGGUGGCCUUAUGAAAGAAGCGAUUAGUGUGGCCUGCCUUAGCCAAAGGUGUUUCAGGAAGGCUGAGAAUAUUAUGACGGAAUAUCAGCAAUGGCGAUUAAGGAGGCAGAGUAAUAACAAAGUGAACAGGAUGAUCUUUGUGCAGCUUCCUGGGUUAAGAAAAGAAUCAGAGAUCUUUGACCUACUCUGCCAGUUUGAAGAGAGGGUCUUAACCAAGAAGGAAUUCAACGAAAAACUGAAGGAGGCAAAGAGUAAACCCGAGAAGGAUAUUACCUCUAGAAAAAGACUUGGACCUGAGUUCCACGUGAGAGAACUGAAAGAGAGAAAUGCAGCAUUGGAAGAGAGGAACAUUGCUCUUCGUCGGAGAAUUCUUCAGUUGGAGAAGAAAGUGGAAACUGCUUCAAGUUCAAACAAAAGGAAAAAACAGGACAUCUAUGACUUUGAAAGUGAAAGUGAUGAAGAUGUGCAACAAUCAAUUGACAUCAAUUUGUUUGAAGAAGUAGAAAUUCCAACAUCGGAGACUAUAAGCCACGGUGACACAAUCACAGAUGAUUAUGUGGACAAUGUGAUUGUUAUAACUCCAGCAAAGCCGUACUCUCGCUACGUGGAAUUGCCCAUCACUUUGGCUGAUUCAGUAAAUGAAACUCAAAGUGUUGGCGAAACCAAUGAACAAUGCGAGAUUAAUACCAUUAUUGACCAUGAGGAAGUACUCUUCACAACACUUCAGGACCUAAGAGACUCUAGCAAAGAACAGGCUGAUGAGGAGAAGGAAAAAAAUGAGGAGGCAGAUGUUGCAAAUGAGGCUGAUGAGAAGGAGAAGGAAAGAAAGGAGAAGGCAGAUGUUGCAAAUGAGAAUGAAUGUUUUAUAGAAGUAGGACAAUUUGUCAUGGCAAAGGAUGAGGGUGACUGGUAUAAAGCUAAAGUUUUAUUAAAGAAAAAGAACAUGGUCAAAGUUCACUACCUGGGAUAUGGUUCCCAGUUUGACAAAUGGGUACAAUAUGUAGAGGCAAAGCCAUAUGAGUUUUCUGUUGGUGAAAAAGUAAAAGCCAAGUGGGAGGAUGGCUAUUUCUAUAAAGCCACAAUUACAGAUAUUGAAGGAAAAGUGUAUUCUGUACUAUUUGACGAUGGUGUGUCUGCAAAGACAGAGGACAUCAAGCUCUGAUGGUUGCCAACACAAAAAAAACUUUAAACUGAUGUCAACAAUUAAUAUUUAUUUGUCAUGUAGGUUUACUAAUAUUAAAAUACAUUUGUUAUUUAA